This is a messenger RNA of Colletotrichum godetiae, 1122 nucleotides long. Its product is annotated as D-isomer specific 2-hydroxyacid dehydrogenase. Gene Ontology annotation, molecular function: NAD binding; oxidoreductase activity, acting on the CH-OH group of donors, NAD or NADP as acceptor. NCBI's taxonomy places the organism in Eukaryota, Fungi, Ascomycota, Sordariomycetes, Glomerellales, Glomerellaceae. The record is from RefSeq and is a predicted model, not a curated record. Bases 1 to 1122 code for a protein of 373 amino acids. The transcript is spliced from 4 exons.
AUGUCCAAGCCCAUAGUCCUCCAACUGGGCCAAAUCGAGCAGUACAUCCCCCUCCUCUUCGUCUCACCCUCAUCAGUCCCAUCUCACACUCCCCAAUCAACCUCCAGCCUCGUCUUCACAUCCUCCCAUAAUCACCUCUAUAUCCCCGCCCACGACACCUGGGCAUCCCUAGCCGACGUCGCCCAAAUCAUCAAGCCCAAGGCCACCAACCGCGCCGAGUUCCUCCAAGAAUGUAAAUCCGGCGCCCUCGACGGCGUGGUGGCAAUUUACCGCACCUUUUCGAGCGUCCACAUCACCGGCCGCAUCGACGCCGAGCUCGUCGCCGCUCUCCCCUCCAGUGUAGGCUUCAUCUGCCACAAUGGCGCCGGCUACGACCAAAUCGACAUCCCAGCCUGCACCCCCCGCCCAAUCCUCGUCUCAAACACCCCCACAGCAGUCGACGACGCAACAGCAGACAUGGCAAUCUUCCUCAUCCUCGGCGCCCUCCGCAACCUCAACGCCUCCAUCCUCUCCAUCCGCGCCUCCCAAUGGAAAGGCACACCUCCUCCCCCCUUGGGCCGCGACCCGCAGGGCAAAAUCCUAGGAAUCCUAGGCAUGGGCGGUAUCGGGCGCAACAUGGCCAAGAAGGCGAGGGCGUUUGGCAUGGAGGUGCGGUAUUAUAACCGUACGAGGCUCGAGGGCGCCUUAGAGGAGGAGUAUGGUGCAGGAUAUGUUGAUUUUGAGACGUUGUUGCGGGAGAGUGACGUGGUUUCGUUGAACUUACCUCUAAACGCUCACACCCGGCACAUAAUCUCAACCCCGCAAUUCGACCUCAUGAAACCCGGCGUCGUGAUAGUCAAUACAGCCCGCGGCGCAGUCAUCGACGAGGCCGCCCUCGUAUCAGCCCUCGACUCUGGAAAAGUCGCCAGCGCGGGCCUCGACGUGUUUGAGAACGAGCCCGAGGUCCACCCCGGUCUGCUCGCCAACCCCAAUGUUCUCAUUGUCCCGCACAUGGGCACCUGGACGCUGGAGACGAGCGUCAAGAUGGAAAAGUGGGCGAUUGGCAAUGUUAGGAGGGCGGUGACGGAGGGGAAGUUGGAUAGUGUUGUUGUUGAGCAAAAGGGGCUGGUUGGUGGUAAGUAA